Alternaria incomplexa is the source of this 423-nucleotide messenger RNA. RefSeq lists its product as uncharacterized. Lineage: Eukaryota; Fungi; Ascomycota; Dothideomycetes; Pleosporales; Pleosporaceae. Gene Ontology annotation, cellular component: signal recognition particle, endoplasmic reticulum targeting. Gene Ontology annotation, biological process: SRP-dependent cotranslational protein targeting to membrane. The record is from RefSeq and is a predicted model, not a curated record. Gene Ontology annotation, molecular function: endoplasmic reticulum signal sequence receptor activity; 7S RNA binding. The coding region runs from base 1 to 423 and encodes 140 amino acids. The transcript is spliced from 2 exons.
AUGGCGCGAGACCACCUAACCAACGAGGAGUUCUUCACACGGCUCGCCAAUCUUUUCGAGUACACGCGCACCAAAGGCCACGGCAGCGUCUACCUAGUCCAGAAGCGCAUGACAUUCGGUACCUCUGCUACACCUCCUCCAGCCAGCAAAGUCGCCGACGAUCCAUUAUGGGACACACAUCCUGACGAGCCAUUACCUGUCCUGAUUCGCGCACAUAACAACGGGAGCGACAAGAAGGCAGGCACCGACAGAGAGGACAUCCCCAAGAUAAUAUUGAGCACUGUGGUGAAGCCAGACGACUUGGACGCAUUCUACGCACGGUAUGCUGAGGCGUGUAAGACAGGCAUGAGUGGGCUGAAGAAGCGAGACAAGAAGAAGGCGAAGAAGACUAAGAAAAAGAAGAAGGGCGAGACCAAAGUAUGA